Molecule: messenger RNA, 2034 nt
Organism: Mangifera indica (mango)
Lineage: Eukaryota; Viridiplantae; Streptophyta; Magnoliopsida; Sapindales; Anacardiaceae
Product: SEC14 cytosolic factor-like
Exons: 13
Coding region: 779-1759 (326 amino acids)
Source: RefSeq, a predicted model, not a curated record
AUAAAGACAAAAACCAGGACUUUUAGCUGUCUGUCUUUUAUUGAAAUGUGACUCUAGCUUCAUUUUUCUGAGUGGGAAUCAACAGCAAUCAUGUAUCAUGCCCGCCUUUGUUGACCUUUGUUUUUGUUUCUCCUCCUUUAUCUUCUCUCUCUCUCUACAAUGAAAACUAACUAGCUUCAACUACUGCAACAUGUAACUGGGAACAUAGUACAAAUCUGCAAGCCUGAUAAAAUCCCAACUCUUGAAGCUUCGACUCUUGCAUUUUUUUGUGAGAUUACAAGAAAUGAGUACGACUUCUCGUGAAGCUUUCAUUCAGUUGCAAGCUUUGAUGGAUCAAGUUGAUGAGCCUUUGAAGAAUACAUUUAAGGCCUUCAUGCAACAUUGGAACAUGGUAGUCCCCUUUACAAAACUUUCUCUAGACAGAAAAGCUCAGACCCACUUUUUGGUUUAUAGGGUACUUGAUCAUUGAUCCAACCAUAUUUAGAACACAUGGUAUUCGCCUACCAUUUUGGUGGAAUCACAUUGAGGAGGUUUGUGCAAGUUUGUUUACUGCUGAGUUGUGUCCUACUCUUAAGUUGCUGUGCUGAAGGACCAUCUACACAUUAAAGCCUUGGUGCUUGCUCUCUGGAGCUGCUUGAAGGGAAGUGGUGAUUUAUAAUAUUUUUGGAGGUUGCUUUCAGAACAUAGGCUAUUGCUGUUGCCACGUUCACAUCAAAUUGGAUAAAAUCUUCAAUGAUCUUGGCCACUUUGUCUAAAAUUUAGUGCAAAGCCUCACCCAAUGAAUGUUCAUCAAGGAUAUCUAACUGAAACGUUGGUGCGUUUCCUUAAAGCAAGAGAGUGGAAUGUUACCAAAGCACAUAAAAUGUUGGUGGAUUGUCUGAACUGGAGGGUAACAAAUGAGAUUGACAAUAUAUUAUCGAAACCAAUAGUUCCUACUGAAUUGUACAGGGCAGUGCGUGAUUCACAGCUCAUAGGAAUGUCAGGUUACUCAAAAGAGGGGCUGCCCGUCUUUGCUAUUGGUGCAGGGCUUAGUACGUUUGACAAAGCUUCUGCCCACUACUAUAUGCAGUCACAUAUUCAAAUAAAUGAAUACAGAGACCGCGUAGUUUUGCCUGCUGCAUCAAAAAAAUAUAAGCAACCAAUAACCACGUGUGUGAAGGUUUUAGAUAUGACAGGCCUGAAGCUUUCAGCAUUAAGCCAUAUAAAGUUAUUGACAAUCAUAUCUUCAAUCGAUGACUUGAACUACCCUGAGAAGACAAAUGCAUAUUAUAUUGUGAAUGCCCCAUACAUAUUUUCUGCAUGCUGGAAGGUUGUUAAGCCCCUUUUGCAGGAGAGGACAAGGAGAAAAGUUCAGGUGUUGUCAGGCUCUGGCAAAGAUGAAUUGUUGAAGAGGAGACAUAAGAUUUGGAAAAGAAAAAACCACGACAUGAAUGUAGGUCAGAAGAUAAUGGAUUUUGAAUCACUCCCACAUUUCUGCAAAAGAGAAGGCUCUGGAUCAUCUGGCCAUUCAGAGGAUGGCAGUUGUUUUUCCUUGGACCAUCCCUUUCAUCAACAGCUUUACAACUACAUCAAGCAGCAAUCCUCAGUCGCUGAACCUGUUGAACCAGUCAAACAGGGGUCUUUUCAUGUGAAGCUACCCGAGCUAGCAGAUGCUGAAGGAACUGAGAUUGCCAAAACAAUAGAAUCCGAGUUGCACAAGAUAGAGAAUGGCAACGGGCUAUCCAAGUCUGUAAAUGCCCUUAGAAUCAACAACAGCUGAAACUACAGUGCUCCAUGCUAUCUCAAAUCUCUGAUGUUUUUGUCCAAACACAAGGCCACUGCUGUUAGAUGAGAAAAUGCAGCUUUGUUCAUUUAUUGCUGACAUAAAAUAUGAUGUGCGAGAUGAUAGGCACUCGUAUUAUCCCGAUGUGAGCUGCUAAUAAGUGUAUCUAAUUCAACAUUGGCUGGUGCUAUCAGCUUGAAGCUGUCCCCAGCCAGAUGUACUGUUGGACUGAAGCAUAAAUUGCAAUAUCCAGUUUCAAUAUUUUAAGUUCA